AUGGCGGAAGCGACAGACGCGGAGUUGAGCGUGGCGGCGGAGCCGCCCACUGUCGGCAGCGGCCAGCAGGCUACUGUAGUGUGCGGGGAAGCUUCGGAGUCGGACGACGAGGACCUCAGCGUUUCCACCAGCACAGUCGCCAGCGAUCUGAGUGUGUCGAGUGCCAGCGACAGUGCUACGUCGAGCGAGCGUCGAUCUGCGGAACCUAGCCAGCACAGAACGCUUCUUCACCGAAAACUGCGUGAACGUAACGCAAGCUUACGGAGGAGCAUAUGCGAACUGAUGCGGCAUCCCUAUCAGAACGCUGCCCGCGAACUCGGUGCUAUUUCCCAAAACCUUGUUCGCUCGCAUCAACUUCUGCAAGAAGUGUCUACCUUCCUCAGGAAACUGACCAACGAGCUUUUCCAGAUUGAAGACAAGCUCGACACUAUACAGCACUGCAACAUCAUUCCGGAGAUAACGAUUCCGCCGCCAAAUCCCCGUGCGUCACCAGAACGCCUGUGA
Molecule: messenger RNA, 504 nt
Organism: Dermacentor albipictus
Lineage: Eukaryota; Metazoa; Arthropoda; Arachnida; Ixodida; Ixodidae
Gene: Blos3
Product: Biogenesis of lysosome-related organelles complex 1, subunit 3
Cellular component (GO): BLOC-1 complex
Source: RefSeq, a predicted model, not a curated record